AUGGAAGUAGUCGAAGAAAAACGUUCCUGGUUGCAUCAAUUACGUGAAGGCUUAGAAAAGGUGGUGGACAUGAUCGUACCAGAUAAUGUUCAACUUGACGAAAGAGUGAUCAAGGCCUUCAAGGACUUGGAUGAUGUCAUCGAGCAGAAAUUGAAAGACACAACUCUCUAUCCCGAACUUGAGUGGGACGCGGUCGUGCGCAAAUCUAAUGAUCUGUGCGAAGAAGAAGUCAAAUUUGUUCGUGACAGGAAGGUUGUUAUCCGUGAAGCGUUUGCGAAGUAUGUAGGUGUCGAUGUUAGCGAGAUCCACGUUGACGACAUCCCGGAAAUUACGUUUAUGGGAAGCGGCGGUGGAUUUAGAGCCAUGAUCGCAGUGACAGCUUACUUCUCCUGCUUAAAAGAAGCUGGGCUUUACGAUUGCGGUGUAUACAUCACAGGACUCAGCGGCAGUUGCUGGAAUUUGGCACAACUCUAUACCUCGGUUGCACAAUCGCAUGAAGAUCCACUUCAAGCUCUCAUUGAAUUUUACCGAACAAAACUCGACUACAGUCUUGCCAGUGGACACGGUGUUCUCAAAAGCCUCGCUCACAAUGUCUCUCCACAAUCAGCCGUUGAACUAACGUUCGGUGGUUUGCUACAGAAAAAAAGUACUGGGAUCAAACUAAAGGUCAUGGACCUUUAUGGCGCAUUGUUAGCCGUGAAACUCUUGCUGGCUUCGGAUCCAUCAAAACAACAUAGCGACUUUAAACUAAGCGAGCAGAGAAAGUACUUGGAAGGUGGAAAGAAUUUGAUGCCUCUUUACGUCGCAGUUGAACAAAUUCGCCCAUGGAAGGAAUCUCUUGAACCAGAAGACGCAGCAUUGAUUCCAAACUACGAACAAGUUUUGAAAGAACAUAAAAAGAAACCGGAUCAUUAUCGAUGGUACGAGUUUAAUCCUUAUGAAGUUGGGUGCGAAGAAGCUGCCGCCUGGAUUCCCGCUUGGGCAUUCGGUCGAAAAUUUGAGUUCGGGAAGAACAUUGAACGUUAUCCCGAACAAAACCUUGGAUUAUUGAUAGGUUUGAUAGGAGCGGCGCCGUCCGCGCCGCUUAUCUCGGACAUUACGCAAUUCCUGCUACUUCUUCCUGAAGGAAAAUUCAAAACGGAAUUUAAGAAGACGUAUGACGAGGCUAUGGAAAAAAUAGGACCCUAUAAGAAACAAGAAUUCGAAGGCAUGCAUCCUGUAUCACAACCAAAGAACUAUAAUUUCACAUACCACCUCAAUCCACCACCAUAUGAACUUGGCCCCACUAACAAUAAAAACAUCGGCCUAAUGGAUUCCGGCGUAUCCAAUGAUUUUCCGAUGUACCCAAUAACUCAUCCAAACCGAAAAAUCGAUGUCGUAAUUGGAUUUGAUUGCUCAAGUGUAAUUAUUGAUCAUAAAAUUUUCGAUGCCGAACAAGAUUUCUUUUGCAAUCGACGAGGAAUCAAACGCGUUACUCGUGACAUCAGCAAUAAAUACUGUGAAAUUUAUGAUUACAUUCCAACCGGUAAAACCGACGAUGAAUAUUUACCAGCUGCCAAAAAACAAUUCGUGUUAUGCUAUAUGCAAUAUCUGCCAAAUGACAAGGUUGACCCGACUUUUAUACCAAGCAAAGCAAAAUUUGCGGCAUUUAAUAAUUUCGUUUACACUCCUGAGCAAAUUGAUCUGAUGGUCAGGCUGGCGAAACAGAACUGGGAAGAGGGGAAAGAAAAAGUCAAGGAGGUUAUAAUUGAAACCUGGAAAAAGAAGAGGGAGGCAAGAUUGAAUGGAACCGUCUUUCCGUAA
Acaulospora morrowiae is the source of this 1803-nucleotide messenger RNA. The record is from the annotation of a GenBank genome assembly. NCBI's taxonomy places the organism in Eukaryota, Fungi, Glomeromycota, Glomeromycetes, Diversisporales, Acaulosporaceae.